Messenger RNA from Gekko japonicus, 4641 nucleotides. RefSeq lists its product as uncharacterized. NCBI's taxonomy places the organism in Eukaryota, Metazoa, Chordata, Lepidosauria, Squamata, Gekkonidae. Gene Ontology annotation, biological process: regulation of immune system process; negative regulation of transcription by RNA polymerase II; regulation of cytokine production. The record is from RefSeq and is a predicted model, not a curated record. The transcript has 9 exons. Bases 99 to 4439 code for a protein of 1446 amino acids.
UUCCCCUUUUUCUUGUAUUUCUCCAUUCUGGGUGCAUUUGAGGGAGAUCUUGCCUAUCCUGCCAAGAGGUGCUUGCAGGGCUGAAGCUAGGAAUACAAAUGGAAAAGCAGGAUCCAGCAGGACCCGAAGUAGGGGGGAAACUGGAGGGCAGAGGAAGAGUCCAGGGGGAAACCAUCCAGGAGUUUCUAACUGGGGCAGCCCUGCAACAAAUUAAAGAAGAACCAGAUGAGGAGCUAGAGCAAUGCUGGGAAACUCAGUGGCAGGAGUUCUUGAAGGCAGUCAAGUCCCCUCAUCCAGAAUGGAGACACUCACAGUCGCCCCAUUCUCUUUCGGAUGCAAAUUUGAAGUCGAUCCAGGCCUCCUACAAGGGAACAGCAGAUGCCAGCCAGUGGCCUACAGGAGAAGGGCUGACUCAGACCCUGCCAGACCUCCGAAGCGAAGCACAACAGGCCUGCAGAAGCCUAGACUCAUCUCAGACUGUGAAGGUCGAGAUUCCGGACGAGGUGGACACCGUCACCCUGGAGAUGCGGCGCCAGCGCUUCAGGCAGUUCUCCUACCAUGAAGCCGAAGGCCCCCGAGAGAUUUGCCGGCAGCUCCAAGAACUCUGCCGUCAGUGGCUGAGUCCUGAGAAGCACACCAAGGAGCAGAUCCUGGAGUUGCUGAUCCUGGAGCAGUUCUUGACCAUCCUUCCCUGGGAAAUGCAGAACUGGGUCAGGGAACGUGGCCCCGAGACCUGCGCAGAGGCCGUGGUCCUGGCGGAGGAUUUUCUCCUGAUGCUACAGGAGCCUGAGAGACAGAACCCAAAGACUCCUGGGUUGUUGGAGGAAGAAUUUAUUAGUGCCCCCAAAUCUGAGGACGAUCUCUCAGAUGGUGUACAGCUGCCAGUCUCCAUGGAAACCAGCUUGCUGGGAGGCGACGAUCAGGUUCUGGAGAAUGAAGAGGAUACUUUUAGUCUGCAGAGGCCCGAGAGUGAACCGCUGGGUGUCAGUGGAAUACCCAUGGAAAGAGCCAAGGAGAGAUUUUUCUCCGAUCCUGAGUUGGAAGAGAUUCCCGGAAGUCAGCUGGGACCCGAAAGGCACCAGGAAAGCUAUUUGUGGAAGAUGGCCGAACAGGCUUUUCUGUGCGAAGACGGGGAGCGCGGCUUCCAUGAAAGCCCCUUCCAAGACAGGACUGAAAAAUGCCAGAGAAACGGCAUGGACGCCGACUUUGGGAAGACCCUCCGUCAGAGCUUGGACGUUCUCAAGACCCAGAAAAAGCGGAUGAGGAAAUUUAAAUGCUCCUAUUGUGGGGCGACCUCGAACAUCAGAGCGAACAUUGUGGUACACGAGCGGAUCCACACCGGGGAGAAGCCCUACUCUUGUUUAACCUGCGGCAAGAGCUUCAGUCGGAAAUCGACCCUUGUCCGGCACAAGAGGACACACACGGGGGAGAAACCGUACGAAUGUUCGUUCUGCGGGAAAAGCUUCAGCAUUCGUUGUAAUCUCUUGCGGCACGAAAGAGUCCAUACGGGCGAGAAACCCUAUCAUUGUACAUACUGUGGCCAGAGCUUCAGUCGCAGGCUUUUGCGUCACAAAAGAACGCACACCGGGGAGAAACCAUAUCAGUGCUCGGACUGCGGGAAAUGUUUUGGUACUCGAUCCAAGCUGGCAGAACAUAAAAAUAUUCACACGGGUGAGAAACCCUGCUGUUGUUCCAUCUGUGCCAAAAUCUUCAUUUCAAGCUCUAACCUCAUCAGCCACAAAAAGAUACACGUGGGAGAGAGACCCUACAAAUGCCUUGACUGUGGGAAAAGCUUCAAUCAUCGGUCCAAGCUGCUGCAGCAUAAAAGAAGUCACACCGGAGAGAAACCAUACGGAUGUUCAGACUGUGGGAAAGGCUUCCAUCAGAAAUCAUGGUUGGUUAAACAUGAGGAAACGCUCACAAGGGCUGAAAUGAUGUCAAAGGAACAUAGUCGAGAAAGCAGCUCGUGGAUCUCCUGUUCUUGGCGCAAUUGCCGAGUUGGCAGGAAGGAGCAGUUUAGGAACAGCAAACCAGGAACAGAAAUGGAGGUGGGGGAUACAUCUGGACCGAAUGGAGCAGGACUGUCCUUUCGGGUCACCCCCUUUGAAGCGCCCCCACCACGCGUUAAGGAGGAGCUGGAGGAAAGCCUCCAACAGUGCUGGGAAGCCCAGUGGCAGGAAUUCCUGAGGACGAUGCAGCCCCCUCAGUCAGGAUGGAGAAAGCUGGGGCUGCCCGAGCCCCACCCUGGAGACGAGGAUGUGAAAGACUCUCAUGCAGUCUCCAUGGAAACGGCUGAGGGUGUCCAGUGGCCUGUAGGGAAGCGUGACUCUCCAACCCUGCCAGGCUUUGGUGGAGGAGACCUCGAGGCCUUCCACAGCCUGGAUCCCCCUGUGAAAGUGAAGGAGGAGACUGAGGAAGAGGGGGACCCCAUCAGCUCAGAGACACGGCGUCAGCGCUUCAGGCAGUUCCACUAUCGGGAGGCCAAGGAUCCUCAGGAGGUCUUCAAGCAGCUCUGGGCGCUUUGCCGUCAGUGGCUGAAGCCUGAGAGGCACACCAAAGAGCAGAUCCUGGAGCUGGUGACCCUGGACCAGUUUCUGACGAUCCUCCCCCAAGAAAUGCAGACCUGGGUCAGGGAACGUGGACCAGAGACCUGUGCUGAGGCUGUGACUCUGGCAGAAGAUUUCUUCCAUGGAUCGCAAGAGCCCGAGAGACUUGAACAAAAGAUGCCAGGGCUGUUGGAGGAAGUGUUGGCUACUUCCCCCAAGUCAGAACAGGAUUCCUCAGGCGUUGUUGAGAUCCAGCUCAGUACAGAGACGAAGCAGGAGGAAGAGGAGGAGGGACAGGAAGCCUCUCUUGUAGAAGAUGAUGGCCAAGUAUGGGACGAGACAUUUCAGCUGGGGAGGACUGAGCAAGUGAAUGUCAGUGGAACGUCUCUGGGAAGAGCCAGAGGACCCUCUUUCGAGGGUCCUGAAUUGGAAGAGAAGCAUGGAAGUCCACAGGGACCAGAAAGUAAUCGGAAAAGACAUCUGGGGGACAGAGCAAAGGAAGCUUUCCAGGAAAGUGACUUCCCAGAGGGAAUCUGCAGCCAUCGGGAAGAACAGAUGGGCAGACAAAGCCUCUUUCACAAUUUUGAGCUUCUUGAGAAUCGGGAAACCUGCUUGGGGGAAAAGCCAUAUAAAUGCUCGUACAGCACUGAAAAUUCCCAUGAUCACUCGUGCCUGGGAAUACAAGCGAUAGCAGACACUGAGGAGAAACCACGGAAAUGCUUACAGUACAGCAAAAGCUUCCAUCAGAAAACCAACCUUGGUAAACCCAAGAGAAUCCCCACAGGGGAGAAACCGUACAUAUGUUUGGAGUGCGGGAAACGAUUCCGUGCAAGUUCUCAGCUUGGAAGCCACUGGAAAAUUCACACGGGUGAGAGACUGCACAAAUGCUUGCAGUGCGGGAACAGCUUUGGGAGCAAUUCGAAGCUGACGGAGCACAAGAGGGUUCACACAGGAGAGAAGCCGUUUCAGUGCCUACGGUGCGGGAAACGGUUCUCACAGAGAUCCAUCCUUCUGAGACACGAGAGAAUCCACACGGGCGAGAAGCCCCACAAAUGCUCCAUCUGUGACAAAAGCUUUGCUCAGAAGUCCAACCUCAUUCAGCAUGAGAGAACCCACACAGGAGAGAAGCCGUACGAAUGCUCGGAGUGUGGGAAAAACUUCCAUACUAGCUCUCGGCUCUCAAGUCACCAAAAAAUACACACCGGCAAGAUUCUGUAUGAAUGUUUGCAGUGUGGGAAUAGCUUCAGCAGCAGCUCAAAGCUUACAGAACACAAAAGGACUCACACGGGAGAGAAGCCGUUCCAGUGCUUACAGUGCGGGGCGUGUUUUUCUCAGCGCUACGCCCUUCUGAGGCACGAGAAAAUCCACACGGGUGAGAAGCCGCAUAAAUGCUCAGACUGUGGCAAAAGCUUCAGUAGGAAAUCAAACCUUAUCACCCACAUGGGAACCCACACGGGAGAGAAACCCUACGAAUGCCUGGACUGUGGAAAGAACUUCAGCCUGAAACGAAACCUGAUUCGGCACAAAAGGACUCAUACGGGAGAGAAACCCUAUAUAUGUUCACAGUGCGGGAAGGGGUUCUCUCAUCACUCUGCACUCCUGAGGCAUGAGAAGAUACACACAGGGGAGAAGCCGUAUGAAUGCUCAUUCUGUGGGAAAAGGUUUGGUCGGAAAGAAGACCUAAUCACUCAUGAAAGGACCCACACAGGAGAGAGGCCGUAUGAAUGUGUGGAUUGCGGGCAAAGGUUCAGUCAGAGAACGCCUCUUGUUGUACAUAGGAGGGUCCACACCAGGGAGAAACCGUAUGAAUGUUCACAAUGUAGGAGGCGGUUUUCGCAUCAUUUGUCCCUUUUGAAUCAUGAGAAAAUCCAUAUGGCAGAAAAAGACGCAUAAAUGCUUGAACUUGCUUCCAUACAGCAAUGUUCUCUGUGUAGCUCUUGCUGCAGCAAAUGCCUUCACAAGGCCAACAGAGCAUCCACGAAGCAGUUUAUCCUUCACUGUCCUUGCCUUAACUUCUUGCAGCUGAAGGACUUUGAAAAAAUCAGGAAUCGUUAGGUUGCUAUAGUGUUAUAACGAUCUAUUGUCAUAAGUUAUU